Penicillium diatomitis is the source of this 276-nucleotide messenger RNA. RefSeq lists its product as uncharacterized. NCBI's taxonomy places the organism in Eukaryota, Fungi, Ascomycota, Eurotiomycetes, Eurotiales, Aspergillaceae. The coding region runs from base 1 to 276 and encodes 91 amino acids. The transcript has 2 exons. The record is from RefSeq and is a predicted model, not a curated record.
AUGGCUCUUGUUCGAGACCCUUACUUUUGGAAACGAUUCUCAACCGCGGUGCACCUGCAAGAAGUGGAGUCGAGAAGCAAUAGCGAGUGCAUUUCACCUGUCAAAAUUUUGAUGAGUAGAAAAUCAGAUUCAUGGCUUGAGCGGGAACGCCGCAAGCGCAGGCGCACGUUAGUAUGGGGAUUCGUGAUCUUCUUCGGCGUGCUGUUAGUGGUCAUCGGUGGAAUAAUUGUUUGGUGGCUUGCGAGACAUCAUUGGAUGCAGCGAGUUGAGCCAUAA